UUUGGCUGAUAGGUACUCCAUGCCACAGCUCAGGAUGCCUUGAUGCCACACUGUGAAUUGAUCUCUCCGUUAUUUCACCGAGUUUUGCCUGAAUCCAAACCCUCAGUCCAGCCUAUGGUCUUGUAGGCUGCAUAGGCCCUUCAGUCAGUGGGCUUUGCGUGCGACAGAGCCAACCUUUCUCCACAUUCCACAAUGAAAGAGUUUUGUCCCUACAUUGUGAUUUAGGUCAUCACCAAUUCAGUGGCUGUUUUGUGGCAUUUGAAAGAUGUCCAAUCUCCUGGGUUGGCACAAUCACGCCAUGCUUGUUACCAUGGAAAGCAGUGCGAGCUAGAACCUCCUCCAUCCAUGCGUGUUCCCAAAGUAAAUCUCCACUUUCUGCGGGGCUGAGCUGAAGGGGGUUGGGAGGUAACUUGCGGUCAUCUCUCUCUCUCUCUCUCUGCAGUGAAAGAUGCUGGAGGUUCAUGCUCAUGCUCUACACACCCACAUAUUAACCCUCUCCUCUUUUUCUGCGCGUUCAGACUCAGCGUGGUAACAUACUGCUGGGUAAUGCACUCAGAGUGCAUCAGUCUGUGUGGCUAUGUAAUAGAUAAAGAUACUCCAGACAGGCUGGAAAUCUAAAGAGGUUAAUUCGGCUGACUCCUCCUCCCAGCGUUGCUCUUUAUCGUAUUAAUAAUCACACCACUUGAGCUUCGCCUUAAAAGUGGGAGGGCUGCGCGAGAGCUCCGGGAAAACCGCGAGGAGCUGUCACCGUUACGCGUGGUGCUGAAAGUGCCACUCGCCGCAUCAUGUGGUCGGUCUUCUUUGUCUUUCUGUCUUACCUGGACAGAAACUUCGUCAAGGGUGACUUCCUGAGUCUCGCCUUGGACGCGGAGAAGGAGAGCAAAGAAAUGUUCUCCAUGCUGAACGGCACCUUCUGCGCAAAAAUGUCAACAGUCCGGGAGAAUUUCUUCUACCAGGUGUCGGACGGAGUCGAGGUGGUGCGCUCCGUCGCCAGCCCCGCCGGGAAGCUCGUGAACUGCUCCGUCAUCGUGAACCACAUGCAGGUGAAGUCGUUCAUGCACGAGUGCAGGUUGGGAUUGAAAGAGCAGAGAGCCGCGAGGGAGCUGGAGACGCGUUUUACGCGCAUUGAUGAAGCCAAACUGAUGUGCCGGGAGUUUAAGGAGAAGUCGGAGCGCAGUGGCAGGGUGGAAAGGGAUGACAGCGAGGACUCCGCGCUGCAGGACGAGGUUUUAAAGCGAUCCAAGAGAGGCUUCACUUAUCCUGGCACCCUGUGGUGUGGAGCUGGAAACAUGGCUGAUAAUUAUGACCAGCUAGGUAACUUUGCAGAAACCGACAGCUGCUGCCGGACCCACGACCACUGCCCUCAUGUCAUCCACGCCUUCUCCUCAAAAUAUGGCCACACCAACUUCAAGUGGCACUCAAUCUGUCACUGUGACUGCGACAAUACGUUGAAAGAGUGUCUAAGGAAAGUCAACGACACAUCUUCCAGGAUCGUCGGCCAGGCGUUCUACAAUGUCAUCGGUGUGCCUUGCUUUGAAUUCGCCUAUGAAGAACAGUGUGCAGAGCGGCACUGGUAUGGCGUAUGUAAACGAUAUGAGAAGUUUCCCAUCGCCGUGCUCAGAGACGCGGUGCCGUAUGACUUUGGCGGUAUUGAAGUCAUCGAUGAGCUGACGUUGGCUCCUCCCAGGAGGACAGAUGCCAAGAACAGCAAAGAAGACGACAAACCGGAGACUACAACACAGUCUACUAAAGAAACUACAACACAGUCUACUAAAGAAACUACAACACAGUCCACGAUGUCAGGCCCUGAAGAGCCUUCCCUCAGAAACGUUGUCAAUGCUGCCGAGGACUUCAUCAAGGUCCUUGCCACCGUCUCCACCUCUCAGAGCUCCAAUACCGACUCCGAUAAAAGCGAGACGCAAAGCUCAGAGAAGAAGAAGAGGAAGAACUCAGGGAAGAAGAAGAAGACUACCAAAAAGCAGAAAGGAAAGGGAAAGGGGAGGAAGAGGAAACAGAAAGCAGAGGCAGGUGUUAAAAUAGAGGAAGGAACUGCUGUUUUGACCUCUGGCAACAAAGCAGAAGAAGUCAACGGUCUGAGUAACUUCAUCAGCGAGUCAAACAAACAUGACAAGGCAAGUAGAAACACAAACAGAGUCGGUAACAGUGAAUAUGAGCUCGGAGGAAAAGAAGAGGCCUCCAAUGAAGUCAUGAAAGAUGAACCGGCUAUGGAUAAGGAGGCGGUUUCCAUUACAUCACCUAUGGCGGUCCAGAAGAAACAAGAGUCCAGAGACGAAAUCACCCUUUUUACAACAGGAAGCACGAUACGUCCACAGAAAGCAAAAACCAGAAGGCAACGAAAGGGCGGCAGAAAGAAUAAACCUCCUCUUUUGUCUUCUAAAGAGCUUGUUUUAAACACAACAGACAUUUCCGUCCCUGCCAUCAUAACCAUAACCCCGGCGUCACAAAGCUUCGGGAGCGACGACGCUGAAAAGCAACGUGUCGCCGGCACCGCAGGGACCCCCAUUGUAAUCUCCAAGGUUCAAAGGAACAGGUCAAAGGAGAGAGGAGACAGAGAAGGGACAAAAAAAAGGAGGAAAGACAACUCGGCUUCCAUCAUUGUGGCUGCUCCCAAUGAGAAUUCCUUUGCAGACAAUCUUCCUCUCACCGGGGCUGCCACCAUACCAUUGGUUGCCGCCACAAGGCAGCCGGUUUCACACAGGCUGGACAUUUACGGAAGGAAGGCGAACGUCCAAGUUACGGGUCUGGACUCCUCCUUUAGUGUUCUGAAAAGGCAAAAGUCGCAGGAGAGAGGACUGAGGAGCAGGAGGAGGAAAACAGCGUUGCCUCUUUCGAGUGAAAGUUUUCACAACAGCUCUGUAAUUGUGCCGCUGGUUCUUCCGACUCCAGAGACGAACGUUGGACUGGACAGCCCCACAACUGCUGCAAUAAGCAUGCUUAGAGAGGAGACACGCACUCACAGUGAAUGGAGACUUUUUACCGCCAUCACGGCGGCACCUUCUGUCAUUACAAAAAGACACAGGCAGACAAUGAGACAGCAGAGAAAGCCAAGAAGAAAAGCCAUGCCUGCUGCUCUCAGCGAUGGAGUUUCCCUCCUCGAACAAACUGAACAAACCUCAAUGACAUUUACAACCACGCCAUUCAAAGUCGCCACUACCGAAGAGAGGACCUCCAUGACCACCACCUCAGCGAGUCCCGUCAUGAGUCCGAUUCAGCUCUCCAUCGAGAAAGUGAGGGCACAGUUUAGCAGGAAGAAGAGGAGGAAAGCCAGGAAAGUGAAUUGUGUUAGACAUUAAUGAGCCACGUGGUGCAAGUAGAGCAGGAUAGGCUGAAAGAAAAACGCCAAACUAGCUCCUGUCGAUCACAUAAACCUGCUUCACGAUGAGUUACAUCUCAAAAUAUUUACUUUAUAAUUUUUUCUGGCAUUUAAAAUCAAAAUAAAUGGGCAGAAAUCAUAUUUGAUUGUAAUGUGGGAAUCAUGUUUUGUAAUAUUCUGCAUGCCUACAAUAAAAUUUAU
Molecule: messenger RNA, 3535 nt
Organism: Larimichthys crocea (large yellow croaker)
Lineage: Eukaryota; Metazoa; Chordata; Actinopteri; Sciaenidae
Gene: proca1
Product: protein interacting with cyclin A1
Exons: 4
Coding region: 786-3314 (842 amino acids)
Biological process (GO): phospholipid metabolic process; arachidonate secretion
Molecular function (GO): A2-type glycerophospholipase activity
Source: RefSeq, a predicted model, not a curated record